Colletotrichum abscissum is the source of this 2097-nucleotide messenger RNA. RefSeq lists its product as uncharacterized. The transcript is spliced from 8 exons. NCBI's taxonomy places the organism in Eukaryota, Fungi, Ascomycota, Sordariomycetes, Glomerellales, Glomerellaceae. Gene Ontology annotation, molecular function: oxidoreductase activity. Bases 1 to 2097 code for a protein of 698 amino acids. The record is from RefSeq and is a predicted model, not a curated record.
AUGUCCAGACUAUUUGCCGUUACAGGCCAGAACAACAAACGCAACGCGGGAAAACGAUCAGUCGAUACGGAGAUCCUUCUCAGAGAAGUGCAGUCUAAGGCAAGAGACUCGGAUCGAUAUGCGAUGUCUGUGGCAAGAAUGAACUUUCUACAUGCUCGAUACCGCCGUGCGAACAAGAUCACCGACCCCGACCUACUUCACACCCUCGGCGACGGCCUUGCUGUGAUAAUCAAUGUAGUCAACAGAGACGAAUGGCGUAAAUUGACCGAUGUCGAAGUAUGUGCUCUCGGCAUCUUCCACAAGAACCUAGGUGAAGAUAUGGGCAUUCCCUUCGAUCUUUUACCCUCGUGUAAAGAAGGCUGGAUGGACGGGUUGCACUUUGCAAUGGAGCUCAAGAACUGGACCGUCCAAUACGAACAAGAAGUCUGUCAGCCGGUGCCGACAAAUGACCAAUACGUCAGAGUCUAUGUCGACUCGACCCUGUCUUCUUUACCUAGUUUCUUCAGGGCAGCCCUGAGGAAGUCGCUGGGAGCCGAAUUGGACGACGUGGUUCGAUUGAGCCUCAAACUGGAAUCUCCCGGAAUCCUCCUCUCCACCUUUCUAGCACUAGUUCGCAACUCGAGGAAACUCGGGCUCCGUCACCUUGCCCUGCCGCGCCCCGACUCAUCUGCAGUCAAACUCGUCAACGACACCCCGAACCCCGAGACUAAGCUCUACAACUUUGGACGGAAAAGCCUUCAACCCUGGUACAUGCGGCCAACAACGUGGUCGACUUGGGGUCCGGGUGCAUGGCUGGUCAAAGCGGUCGGUGGGAAGGUUCCGGGCGAACGGGGAAGCAGAUAUUUCCCCCAGGGAUAUGACUUGAUGACCAUUGGGCCUGAGCCUCAGCGGGAGAAGGGGAGGGUUCCUCAAGUCAAGGUGGUUCUCGAUGGAAUCCGCGGCGUCAUCACCGUCGUCAUGGCGGACAAGAGCGCCCAAAUCGUCGUCACGGCCUCGGUAUUCCUCCUCCUGACAUGGGUUGCCGUCAGCCUCCGCGUGUAUUGCCGCACGGCAUUGGUGCGAUCAGUCGGUAUCGACGACAAGAUCAUGGUCUUCCUCUUGAUUUACGGAGGAACUCAUGGGAUCGGCCGCCGUGGUUCUGAGAUCACUGCUGGGGAGAAGAGAACCAUGCUGCUGCUAUGGUGGAUCCUCGAGCUACUCAACGUCGUCUCAACAUGUCUCCUCAAGAUCUCAGUUGGCUACUUCCUCUCCCGAGUUGCACUCGAUCGGCCGCACAUCUGGAUAAUUCGAGCUCUCAUGGUAGGUACAGUUGUCUUCGGAACGACAUACUUCUUCAUGGUAGCUUUCCAGUGCAGACCAGUACCAACGUACUGGGAGGACGGCCCAAGAACACCGGAAAAAUGCUGGCCCUCGCGGGUAACCUACAUCAUGACGAUUGCGGCGACGGUCAUCAAUACGAGCGCCGACUUCGUUUUCGGUGCUUUGCCGUGGUUCAUCGUCAGAUCCAUGAAUCUUCCGAUCGGGACCAAAAUCGUGGUAGUGUGCAUCUUGGGGCUAGCUGCUGUAGGAAGUACUGCGACUAUUGUUAGAGCGUUCCAUAUCCCGACGUUACUGGACAGCGAGGAUUUCCUUUAUGGAACCUCCAACUUUGCGAUAUGGAGUACAGUAGAGCCGGGGAUCGGCAUCGUAGCAGCCUCGAUAGCAACGUUACCACCUCUGUAUCAAAUGAUGCUUGCCAAGAUGGGUCGCUCAUCGGUUUACCGUCAACAACGAGACAGGUUGGAAAGACAACAGGCUCGCAGGAAUGAGACGAGUCGGGUGGUGCGACAGGCACACAACCUCGAUCCGGAGGAUGGGCUGGCCGAUUCGGAUAUCACCUCACCCCACGGGAUCCUUGAAGUCAACCCGCCCUCUCAUCACGUCAGCAAACAGACAGAGUCGACGGUCAAGACGAGCUCGUCUGGGAUUGGAUCUCCACGACUGGGAAUGAGCUUGUUCGAUGUGGAUGUUCCAACGUCACGGUUGAGACUCAGCGAUGAUCUUCGGCGGACGAUAGAUAGGCCUUCUGAGGAGUGGUUAUCGAGGGUCAAGGAUUGA